Homarus americanus (American lobster) is the source of this 2483-nucleotide messenger RNA. Its product is annotated as short/branched chain specific acyl-CoA dehydrogenase, mitochondrial-like. The coding region runs from base 5 to 1339 and encodes 444 amino acids. The transcript has 9 exons. Gene Ontology annotation, cellular component: mitochondrion. The record is from RefSeq and is a predicted model, not a curated record. Gene Ontology annotation, molecular function: flavin adenine dinucleotide binding; acyl-CoA dehydrogenase activity. NCBI's taxonomy places the organism in Eukaryota, Metazoa, Arthropoda, Malacostraca, Decapoda, Nephropidae.
AAACAUGGCGGCUGCUGGUGGAGUGGUGAGGACUGGGCUGGUAAGAUUUCCUAUUUUUUCUCUGGGUGCUUGUGCUAGUCGUCGAUACCUGAAUUCCCGGCUGCUUUGUACAAGAGCUGGGACUAGAUUAUGUAACCAUCAGGUGGCUCCACAAAUUGACAGAGCCAUGGGAUUCAGGCCUGCACCGCUGACACUUUUGUCAGAGGAUGAAAUGAUGAUGAAAGAAACAGUGUCCAAAUUUGCAAGUGAGAAGAUUGCUCCACUUGUCAGCAAGAUGGACGCUGAAAGUAAUAUUGAUGAGUCAGUUCGCAAGGGCAUGUUUGACAAUGGGUUCAUGGCUGUUGAGAUAGAAGAAAAGUAUGGUGGUUGCGGAUCAACAUUUUUUGUGGCAAACUUGGUUGUUGAAGAACUUGCAAAAGUGGAUGCUUCAGUAAGCGUUAUGUGUGAUAUCCAGAACACAUUGGUGAACACUUUGUUCCGUAAAUUGGGCACAGAAGAACAAAAAAACAUGUACCUGCCAAAGCUUGCAACAGAAUAUACAGGGAGUUUCUGUCUUUCUGAAGCAGAAUCUGGUUCAGAUGCUUUUUCCAUGAAAACAACAGCCAUAAAGGAUGGAAGCAAUUUUGUCAUCAAUGGUUCCAAGAUGUGGAUAUCAUCAGCUCCCCAUUCUGGUGUGUUCUUGGUCAUGGCUAAUGCAAACCCUGCUGUUGGCUACAAAGGCAUUACCUGCUUCCUUGUUGAUGCAGGCACCCCAGGUCUCAGUAUUGGGAAGAAAGAGGACAAGUUGGGGUUGCGAGCCUCCAACACUUGCACAGUACACUUUGAGAGUGUCGUGGUCCCAGAAGAAAAUAUACUUGGACAGUUUGGACAAGGUUACAAAUAUGCCAUUGAAAUGCUCAAUGAAGGUCGUAUUGGUAUUGGUGCCCAGAUGGUAGGCCUGGCACAGGGAUGCCUUGAUGCCACUGUACCAUACAUUUUGCAGCGUAAGCAAUUUGGGAAGAGGCUCUUUGAUUUUCAGGCCAUGCAGCAUGCUGUUGCUUAUCUAGCAACAGAAAUUGAAGCUGCUCGGUUGCUGGUGUACAAUUCUGCUAGAUUAAAAGAGGCUGGGCAGCCCUUUAUCAAACAGGCAGCAAUGGCUAAACUGUACAGCUCAGAGGUAGCAACACGGGUCACCUCUAAAUGUAUUGAGCUGAUGGGUGGUGUUGGUUUUACCAAGGAUUAUCCUGUUGAGAAAUUUUACCGGGACUGCAAGAUUGGCACAAUUUAUGAAGGCACAUCUCACAUACAGCUCAACACUAUUGCCAAGCUUAUAGAAAAAGACUAUAACUGUACCAUGUAAACACUUUUGUUAUAUUGAGAGAGAAAAAUGCUGUAAAGUUUAACUUAUCAUUACUGUAAUUAUUUGUAAUGCUUCUACUACAGUACAGUACAUCCCAAAUUAUCUCUUGUGUAUGUAUUUAGAACUUAUUUAUCUUUUAUUUCCAUAUUAGUCCUCACAGUAUGUUGGCUCUGUUUUAUCUAAGACAUAUGUGACAAACCAUAAAACUUAUUAAGUAUAGUGGUCUUAUACAGUAUUUUGCAAACAAAAUAAAAAUAAAUAAAAAAAUUAAAUAGAUAAAUCAAUAUAACAGAGAAAGUUCUUGGUUAUAUUUUUUGAUACUUGUACAAAAAUAUUCUUUACUCUCUGCAAUAUCAUUCAGAAGUGAUUGGGCAACAUACUUGUAUAGCCAUUUAUAUCUUUAUAAUUUCAUGUAAAUUUCAUCUUCUAUUGUUGCAAUUCCUCACUCGGGAUUUAUUGUACUGCUUUCAAGUUGACAGCACUCCGUACUCUCGAUUUUAUUAUAUACAGCACUGAUAUGUUUACCAGCUCAACUACUAAGUUGGUGAGAGACUUUUAAGUAUACUCUACAAUAUUUAGCCUAAUGUUUUAGGUGAGUAUAUUUAUAGUUUACUGUGGCAAUAUAGCUAAUAGAAAUAGUUACCUGAUUAUUUUAUAUACUGUAAUGUGUAAGCCAUAUAUGUGAUGAUAGAUUUAAAAGAUACUCAAUACUGUUUAGAUAAUUUUCUGAUCAAAUAACUAAAUAAUUGGACUUAGGGAUUAUAAUGUUUUAAUGAGUAUUGAAUACUUUUGUAUUAGUGAAGUACAGUAUUAAUGCUUACAUUAUACACAGUUUUUAGUGUUUAUUUUGUCAACUUCAGAUGUGUCGAGGUUGUGUUAGUUAAUUAUCAGGUGUAGUUUAACUUCCUUAUUUAUUAAGAUUUAUUGGUGAUCAUCAUUUCAUCAUUCCAUUUACUUGGGACAGAAAUAAGGUUUAUAGAUUUGUGUUCUUAAGUGGAAUAGGAAACUAUUAAGGGUGGUAGAAGAAAUAUCUUUGUAUUAAGUGGGACCCUUUUUGUUUAGUUAGUAUUGGGUCACCAUCUGUCAAUCAGCAAUGUUUUAUUCUCAACGAAAUAGGAACACGAAACAAUUAAUUAUUUUAAUA